Molecule: messenger RNA, 7317 nt
Organism: Vigna angularis (adzuki bean)
Lineage: Eukaryota; Viridiplantae; Streptophyta; Magnoliopsida; Fabales; Fabaceae
Product: receptor-like protein 35
Exons: 1
Coding region: 861-4190 (1109 amino acids)
Molecular function (GO): protein binding
Source: RefSeq, a predicted model, not a curated record
GUAAACUGUACAAGCUUCUCAGUUCUCUAUCACGUAUAUUUGCCAUCUCUUCACAUUGUAAGAUACAAAAUAAAUAUUGUCUGUUUAUUGCAAUAAAUAUAAAUGGAAGGUAAAAAAUAUUUUAUUUCAGCUCUGACUGCCGAUGCUUCUAUUUAAACUUAUUUAAAUUUUUAAUCUUAAUUAUAUUCUGUCAAACAAAUAUUUAGUAAUAUUUUGUUCCACCAUUUUAAAACUUUAAUAAAAUUCUAAAAUAUAUACACAACUUCGAUAUGAAAAAUAUCUGUUUUAAAUUUCUUCUUCUGGAAUGUGCGAAAAAGACUUCCAUUUCGACCAGCAUGAUGACUUUAAGGAAGGAAUAAUUCAAAAUGGCACCCAAUCAUCUCAUAUCAACAGUAUGUUUGAAAAAUUCAACACUUCCUACCUUCAAUUCACCUACCCCUAGAUAACUAGCCACUAAAACAAAUUCACAUACCCAUAUCCUUUAAAAAAUUAAUUAUUAAUAAAAUUUGAAAACUUCAAUUUAAAAUUUAUUGCAACCUUUUAUUAAAUUUUUUUAUGUUAUAAUCAACGUAGAUAUUUGAGUGAAAGAAAAUGAAACUUUGUUGAAUAGUGAUUAAUUUAAAAUAAUUUUUUUAACAUAUUAAUAUAACUAUUAAUGUGAACUACAUGAAAAUGGAAACCUACUGACAAUACUUUGAUAGUAAUGGUUCUUGUGCUUUCCAACUUAUGUUAGACUGGUAGACUAACAUGACCAAUAAUGAUAGUCUAUAAAAGGAUAAUGAUAUGUUUUGAAAUGAUAAUAUGUCUUUACCAUGGUACCAUAAUUUUUAGUACCACACAACACCUUCUCAAAGCUUAUAAUGAGGAGACACACUCUCUUGUUGCUUUUCUUGAUACCAUUUUACUUAAUAAACUGUGGUGUCAACAUUUUUCCAGCAAAUGGUUAUUUUCUUGGCCAUCAGUGUUCUGUGUUGCUCCAUUUAAAAAGUAGCCUUAUAUUUAACCCUGCAGUAUCCAAAAAGCUUACUCUUUGGAACCAAAAUGAAGAUUGUUGUGAAUGGCAUGGAGUGACAUGCAACGAGGGUCGUGUUAUAGCCCUUGAUCUCAGUGAAGAGUCUAUCUCAGGAGGAUUUGUUAAUUCAAGCAUUCUUUUCAACCUUCAAUAUCUACAAAGCUUGAAUUUGGCUUUUAAUAACUUAAGUUCAGUGAUUCCUUCAGAACUGUACAAGUUAAGUGAUUUGAGGUAUUUGAACUUGUCUAAUGCUGGAUUUGAGGGGCAGAUUCCACAUGAGAUUUCUCAACUCAGAAGGUUAGUUACUCUUGAUUUUUCUUCCUCAUUUACCUCAAGCCACAGGCUAAAACUUGAGAAGCCAAAUCUAGAAAUGCUUUUACUACCAAACCUUACAAAUAUCACAGAAUUGUAUCUUGAUGGUGUAUCAAUAUCUGUCAAAGGUCAUGAAUGGUCCCAUGCUUUAUCUUCAUUGCACAAGCUACGUGUUUUGAGCAUGUCAUCAUGCAAUCUCCCUGGACCUAUUGAUUCAUCACUUUCUAAGCUUCAGUCACUCACUGUUCUAAACUUUAGCCACAAUAAUAUGUCAAGCACAGUGCCGGAAUCCCUUGCAAAAUUGUCUAAGUUAGUCAAAUUGCAGCUCAGAAAUUGUGUUUUGAAUGGCUCAUUUCCAAAAGAUAUCUUCCAAAUUCCAACUUUGGCAAUCCUUGACAUAUCAGACAAUGAAGGUCUUAGGGGUUCUUUACCAAACUUCCGAUCACGUGGUUCUCUUUAUGACAUGAAUCUUAGCAAUACAAAUUUCUCAGGAUUGCUUCCAUGUGAGAUUUCUAAUCUGAAGCAGUUGUCUAGAAUUGAUUUAUCUAACUGCCAAUUUAAUGGAACACUUCCAAGUUCAAUCUCUGAACUCACCCAACUUGUUUAUCUAGACUUGUCUUACAAUAACUUCACAGGUUCACUCCCUUCUUUUAAUAUGUCCAAGAAUCUCACAUAUUUAUCCCUCUAUCAUAAUCAUUUGACUGGUGUGUUAUCACCCAAUCAUUUUGAGGUUCAUAAAAAUCUUAUCAGCAUUGAUUUAGGAUUUAACUUUUUCAGUGGGAAACUCCCCUCAUCUCUUCUUAAACUCCCAUGUCUGAGAGAACUUAAAGUACCUUUUAAUCAAUUCAACGGUUCCUUGGAUGAGUUUGUUUUUGCCUCCCGUUUAUUAGAGAUGCUUGAUUUAGGUAACAACAACUUCCAUGGUACAAUUCCUGCCUCUAUUUUUCACACUACAACACUUCGCCUUAUCCAACUGAAUGGAAAUAAGCUCAAUGGCACAAUACAAUUGGAUAUGAUUCGAAAGCUUAGUAACUUAACUUCAUUAGGUCUCUCAGGUAACAAUUUGUCAGUUGAUAUAAACUAUAGGGAUGUUCAUGACCUGUCAAACUAUCCUAAUCUCAGAAUUCUGAUGUUGUCAUCUUGCAAGUUGAGAGGAAUCCCCAGUUUCUUAAGAAAUCAAUCCACACUACUACGUCUUGAUCUAGCUGACAACGAGAUCGAGGGCUCAAUACCACACUGGAUCUGGGAAAAUGAAUAUCUUGCUCACUUUAAUCUUUCCAAAAAUUUUCUGACAAGUUUUGAAGGAAGUUUCUGGAACCUUAGUUCAAACCUUUUGCUCUUGGAUCUUAGUUUCAAUCAACUACAAGGGUCUAUUCCUUUCAUUCCAACGUUAGUAAAUUGCUUGGACUAUUCAAACAAUAGAUUCAACUCUGUCAUUCCACUGGACAUUGGAAAUCGUCUUCCUUUCAUAAAUUUGUUGUCUUUUUCAAACAACAGCUUUCAGGGACAAAUCCCUGAAUCCUUUUGCAAUGCUUCAAGUCUUCACCUGCUAGAUCUUUCCCACAAUAACUUUGUUGGGACGAUUCCCGAGUGUUUUGCUACGAUGAGUAGUCUAAGAGUGUUGAAUUUUGGUGCAAACAAACUCCGUGGCUAUAUUCCUAAUUCAGUGCCAACUUCAUGUAAUCUAAAGUUGUUGGAUCUAAAUGACAACCUUUUGGAGGGUAUCAUCCCAAAAUCUUUAGCUAAUUGCCAAAAUCUGCAAGUCCUAAACCUUCAAAAAAACUCAUUAACUGACAGAUUUCCAUGCUUCUUAAGUAAUAUUUCCACCUUGAGAAUUAUGGAUUUAGGGUUAAACAAACUUCAUGGCUCAAUUGGAUGCCCGAGAAGCAGUGCUGAUUGGAAAAUGCUCCAUAUUGUUGAUCUAGCCUCCAAUAAUUUCAGUGGUGAAAUACCAGGAGCACUGCUAAACAGUUGGAAAGCAAUGAUGCGAGAUGAUAAUGGUGUGUCCGAAUUUGGCCACUUAUUUAUUGAUCUCUAUGAUCACUACGACCCCAAGAAUUUUCAGGAUUUAUUGUCAAGUGUGGACAAAUCUCUAUUAGCAAGAAUAGCUAAACUUUUUACAAACGCCUCUCGCUCUAUCCUUGACCAGUCAUCCACUGAAUCUUAUAAUGCAGUGGAUAUUUCUCGACUUCAGAAUUCAAUUACCAUUACCAACAAAGGUAAGCAAAUGGAGUUGGUCAGAAUCCAAAAGAUAUUCACGUACUUGGAUAUGUCGAGCAACAAUUUUGAGGGUCCAAUACCAAAUGAGCUAAUGCAGUUCAAGGCCUUGAAUGCUCUAAAUUUGUCAAAUAAUGCCCUCUCCGGUCACAUCCCAUCAUCUAUUGGAAAUUUGAAGAAUCUUGAGUCUUUAGAUUUGUCAGAAAAUUCUUUUGAUGGGCUAAUUCCAACAGAGCUUGCAAGUCUAUCUUUCCUUGCAUAUUUGAAUCUCUCGUUUAAUGAACUAGUGGGAGAAAUUCCAAAGGGUACACAAAUUCAAUCCUUCGAUGCAGAUUCCUUUGAAGGGAACGAAGAGUUAUGUGGAGUUCCUCUGAUCCAUAGUUGCAGCAAUGAUGAAGGGACAUCACCUGAAACACCAAAUGCUCAUUCCCACAGUGAGAGUUCAAUUGAUUGGAAUAUUUUAAGUGCCGAGUUGGGAUGUAUUUUUGGCUUUGGAAUUUUCAUCCUCCCUCUUAUUUUCUCGAGGAGAUGGAAGUUAUGGUAUUCCGAACAUGUAGAUGAGAUGCUCCACAAGAUCAUUCCCCCACUUGAAUUUAUGUAUGAACACAGUGGAGGGAAUAGAUACAAAACUCUAAGGUGGAAGAACUGAAGGUAAGCCUUUACUCAUUUAGCUUCUGCAACAGGGAAAGCUUGUGCUUCUGUAUUUCACCCUUCAGCAAUAUUUAGUUUCACUCACUGUUGUUAGAAAUGAGGAUGCUUCUCGUGCCCAUAUUAUUGUUCGUCUUACAAUCUUCUAUUUUCUUUUCCUUGUUGUAGGACCAAAUAAUUUCUGUAAAUGGUGCUAAAAAGAAUUUGAACUACCAUGCCUCUUAAAAGUCUUGACUUUUAUUGGAGAUUGAUUCCAUCACUUGUUUCUCUCUUUCCAUUAUUGGGUUGUUGGCUUCUGUUUCGGGUGUUCAUUGUAACAUCCCAAAAAUACAGUGAUAAAACCAUAUAAUAGAAUUGAUUACAUUUAAUAAUAAUUCAGUUCAGUCUUACACUAAAAUAACGCACGACUAUGGCCGAACGACCUUACAUGAAGAUAUACAACUUAAUCUGUACCAGAUAAGAGAAAAACAUGAACGAACAGUUUACAAAAGCUACAUACCGAACGCUUAUUUUGAAACAAAAGAGAGGAGGUGACCGAACGAUCACCUCACAACAAAACUAAUAUAAACUAGCCGAACAUUCCUAUUGCUCGGUCUUCACUUCCACUUCUAUUAAAUUUUCUUCUUCUAGCGCAUCCUCCAACAGCGCAUCUCCAUCUGCUCACAUCCACAUGGAUGAUCAUUGCAACAUCAAGACGGACGUACAAGGACGAGACAACACAAGGAAAACGCAGGAUAAGCUUAUGUAAUUUAAUUCAAGUAUAAACAUACACUUCAAACAAUCAAACGUACAAGUUAAAAUUUAACAUGCAUAACAUAUACAUCCUAUCACUAGACUGACUGUCCGGAUUGUAUGAAUUCUGUGUAGCUACGACGUUUGUGCACCCGGGUGAUGUAGUAACUUAAUUCUCAUCAGCUGCCACCCGAGGUUAGUCUGUUUCGUCCAAAGUACCCCUAAGGACUAGGACCUCCUGCCAUUCCCACACAUGAACUACUCUCCUCUACGUGAGGACGAGUACUCACGGAACAUCAGGAUGAACCGCCAGCUAAGCAUUUCCACAUUCAUACUUUACAAAUUUCAAUAUUCAACCAAGAGUUGUUCCUCCCCGGAACGCUCAUCCAAAAUUCACAAACUUUCUUUCAUCUCUUAUACUCUUCAUCUUUUAAUCUUAUUCAUUUUAAAGUCAUUUUUACCAUAAGUUCUAAAAACAUAAAAUACCGAACGUUCAGCCCUCUUCAGAACGAGGACGAACGCUAGGAACGAGACCGAGAAGUUGUUUGUUCCAUAUUAGAAUAAGACUGAGGGAUUACUAUGCGAUGUAGGAAUAAAUCGAGUACACUUUUUACCAUAUGGAACGAACGUUACUUACAAUCAUGAAUCAGUUAAAUGAACUGACUCUCGUGAAUUCCAACCAAGACUUAAAGAAUAUAACACGUAUGUGGAUCCUAGGUAGGAGAAAAAUAUAUAAACACAUCAAGACGUUAAAGUAUUAUACUUAAAAUAUUUCAUACACGGAAACCUAAUGUCAGUCAAUGACCGAACAUGGUAUGGGAAAAUUCUAUUGAAGUUGGACGAACGUUAAUGUCAUCAAGAGAUGUCAUUCCCUAACAGAGAUCGAGCGCUUAGUGUAAGACCUAGCGUCAUUCGUUAAAAGGACUUGGAGUGAGGUCGAGCAGUACUAAACUUGAAACAAAAGAUUAAUAAAUAAGGUACUAGCGGAGGUGUGUUUAAGAAUGAUUAAUAUAUACAAAUACAUAUAUUUACAAGAUUUUGAGUUUAUUUAUGGAUACGCGGAUGCAACUACACUUGGCCGAACGCUCAAGCACGGUAUUUUCACAAGGAGACGCUCGUCCUCAACUAGGAUUCUUUCCAAAUGAAAGAAUCCAAUUUCACAUACUAUUACUAGAAACACCGAACGGUUAAGGACCGUUCAAUGACGAACGUACAUUAUCAUAGUGGAAUUUCAUACUUAGAUUUUCAGUUAUCUUCAACUCAUUUUUCAAUAUAUUCUUUUCAUAACCUUAUAAUAUCACAUUCAACAUCAAUUUACAUACUUUAAAAAUCCAUAUCAUGUUAAUAAAUCAUACUCCAAAGAAAUAAUCAUAUUCACAUUCAUACAUUCUAACAUCUCAACCAACAUAAAUCAUAAUCAUUUAAUCCAGAUAACGAUCGUUCAUACAACAAAAUCAUCAGACAAAUUAAAUUAAAUAAGCUUCUCUUAUCUGAAUACGUGAUUGAACGUCCUAAAGGUAUGUUUUGGGGUUCGCCCGGAUAAAAUCUUUCUAUCCUCAAUGAUCAAUAACUUCUUCAAACUAACCAAACAACAUGAAACCAAAAAUAACUUAGAGUACACGCCCGCAUGCAACCAGAACUUGGUUUGCAUGUAACAGAAGACGAACGACUACGGACAGAUACACUUACCCGCUCAAACUUGAAACUCGUUCGGUUCAAGAUGAAGCUUGAGAUGCUGGAAGUGUUCCUACGGUUUCUGAAUGAUGAUCGGAGAAGAAAAAGUUUAGUUCAGGUAGAGAGAAGGGAGAAGUUCUAGAGAGAAGGAGGAGAAAUGGAAGAUCAUAGUUUUGGAGAAGAAGGAGCAUGCAACGAGAGUGUGACGUAAAUUUCAAAAACUCAUUUUUACUUAAAACGAACGUCCGCUCCGUUGUUGACAUCUGCUUUCCACUAUCUGAUUUUCGGAUCUUCGAGGCUUGUCACCUGGCGUCCGUUCAGAGGGGUUUUGGGUGCGUUUUAAUGAGAUCUGACAGGUGGGGUUUUGGGUGCGUUUUAAUGAGAUCUGACAGGUGGGGUUUUGGGUGCGUUUUAAUGAGGUCUGACAUUCAUGGAAUUUAGCCAAAUAUUGGGUUGGAAAAACGUAGAGAAAUUUGGAAAAAAAAUUAUGUGGAUCCUUGUAACUGUUGAAACUGGAAACUGGUUUGGUAUGAAUGCUACUUGGGUUUUUUUAUUAAAUGGCAUCUACUUUCGGUAAAAGUAGAAGGGACCUGCUUUAGAUAGAGAUAUAUUGAUCUUGAGUCACACGUUAUUUAAUGUCGUUAUCUAAGAUAUUUAUUACAAUAACAUCCGUUUUGAAUAAGAAAUAAAUAUUAAUUGGUCUUUUAUGUUGAUUUUAUUUA